AUGAUCUGCGAGAAUUGCACUAGGGGCACUAAACUCCCUGGAACCCCCACGGGGAGCAUGAUCAAGAUCAACGACACCGACACCUACCUUGCCGCUCCGUCUGCGCCAGUAACUCCGGGGAACGAGCACAAGGCAGUGGUCAUCUUCACUGAUGUGCUCGGUCUGCCACUAGGGAACAGUCAGCUGAUUGCGGACGAGUUUGCAAAAAAGCUGAAUUUGCCUGUGUACGUCCCGGAUAUGUUCAUGGGCCACCCACCACUCAACCCGCAGCAGAUGACAUCUGUAGACCACUUUGAUAUGACUCCCCGCCCCUUCACGAACAAACUCCGAUUCUACGCGCUUCUCAUCGGCGCCCUGCCCAAUAUCAUCCUCACUAACGGUCCCGCCAAAGUCAGCGCCCGCAUGCAGGCAUGGGCAGAAGCGUUGCGAAAGGAGAAGGGUGUGGAGAGGCUGGGUGCCGUGGGUCAUUGUUAUGGGGGGAUGGUAAUCAUCAAGAUGGUGGCGGCGAAACAGGGGUUGUUCCAGGCUGGUGUUGUCUGCCACCCUGGGAGGAUCAGCUUGCAAGAAGCUGAAAUGGUUGACUUCCCCUGUGCUUUUGCUACCGCUCAAGUAGAUGAAUCUUUCCCGCAGCCUGUUGCCAAAGAAUUCGAAGCCGCCUUCGCUGCCCGUGACGAGAAGACUAAAGUGCCGUACGAGUUUGUCUUCUACCCUGGGACAACGCACGGAUUUGCGGCGAGGCCGGCGCUCCAUAUCCAGGAGGUGAAGGAGGCGUUUGAGAAGGUGACGGAACAGAGCUGGAAGUGGAUAGAGAAGCAUUUGUAA
Dacryopinax primogenitus is the source of this 822-nucleotide messenger RNA. Its product is annotated as alpha/beta-hydrolase. Gene Ontology annotation, molecular function: hydrolase activity. The record is from RefSeq and is a predicted model, not a curated record. The transcript is spliced from 3 exons. Lineage: Eukaryota; Fungi; Basidiomycota; Dacrymycetes; Dacrymycetales; Dacrymycetaceae. Bases 1 to 822 code for a protein of 273 amino acids.